GCUGAGGUGGAGACGGAGGACGGAGCCAAACAAACAAGGAAGUCUUGAAAUCAAGAGUCAAGCUUUAUGGGAAUUUUUUAAUAUCGUGACCUUCAAGUCCUUCAACCUCCGAUAUGGAAAAAUUGAGCGAAAGGGAUAAAAUUUUUCGUCUGGCGAUUUCUUCUCGAGUUCUUGUGCUCGUCAUUCAGCUGCUGGCGUACAAUCUACUUCCCAACCACGAGACGGAUGUAUUUGCAUCCCCCUCAAGUCCAGGGGAUGGUCAGCGACCUCUCGAUCCUGUGGUGUCCUUUCUAUUGGGCGGUCUUCUGCACUGGGACGGCCAAUACUUCCUGCACGUUGCUCGCUAUGGCUACACCUACCUGAAUACCCUCGCCUUCUUCCCUCUUCUACCUAUGGCAGGCUCUCUCAUAGCCUCUCUCGCGUCACCUCUCACUGUUCUUCUGUCACCUCCGAUGCUCUUCUUGCUUUUAUUCACCAUUCUCAACUUUUACUGCUUUGUCUACGCCGCCCUUGCCCUCUACGAUCUGAGCGUAGCCCUGCUACCCCUCAACUCUAACGUUCCCUUCCGCUCGGCAGUCCUUUUCUGCUUCUCGCCAGCCUCAAUUUUCUUUUCCGCCCCAUACUCAGAGUCCCUAUUUGCGUUUGUCACUUUCUCAGGACUUACUCGUUUGCACACCCCUUCGCAACCUUUGUCCUCAACCCUGGCUCUUGCUUUGAGCACAGCCUGCCGCUCCAAUGGCCUGCUGAACAUAUUACACCCACUGCACCUUCACCUUCGGUUCCGCCGACCGCACCUCGCCCUCCUUGCACUGGUGCUCAUUCCUAUACCCUUCCUCCUUUUCCAGGUCUUUUCCUAUGGCAGAUUCUGCUUAGACCCUCAUUAUUCACCUCCCCCAUUUCUCCUCGAGCACGCUCAGGACAACGGCUACUUGGUCGCAGGUGGUGCCCCGCCACCUUUUUGCCAGCAGUCACUGGCUCUACCCUACCAAUAUGUGCAGAGCAGCCACUGGGAGGUGGGCUUCCUCAGGUACUUCGAAAUGAAGCAACUGCCAAAUUUUUUGCUCGUCGCACCCUUAUUGGCAAUAGUGGUACCAUCAGGGUGGCGCUUUUUUCGAAACUACCCUCGGCACUGCCUUACGUUGGGCCUGAGAGGAACAUGUCCAAAAGCAGUGCCUGGCGAGUUGCCACCAAACACCCUGCCACUUGUGGUUCACACUGCUUUUCUUGCAGUCUUCUGCUUUUUCUGCAUACAUGUGCAGGUGACAACAAGAAUAAUUGCAUCCUCGUGCCCAGCAUUUUACUGGUUUGCUGCACUUUGGUCUAGUCACAAAUCCCCAAAAGUGGAGACACUCAUUAUCACAAAGAGCUACUGGCAAUGCUUUUUAUUUUGUGAACGCCCCAAAGACUGGAAAGGCCAUUUUGUACGCCUUUAUUUUUUAAGUUACUUAAUAGUAGGCACAAUUAUGUUUAGUGUAAGUCUUCCGUGGACGUAAAACAAUAAAAAAAAAGUUUUUUGCAAAAGAUUGAAUACCU
Neocloeon triangulifer is the source of this 1533-nucleotide messenger RNA. It is a transcript of the gene PIG-V, whose product is annotated as GPI mannosyltransferase 2. Gene Ontology annotation, cellular component: mannosyltransferase complex; endoplasmic reticulum membrane. Gene Ontology annotation, molecular function: alpha-1,6-mannosyltransferase activity; GPI mannosyltransferase activity. Bases 114 to 1493 code for a protein of 459 amino acids. The record is from RefSeq and is a predicted model, not a curated record. The transcript has 4 exons. Gene Ontology annotation, biological process: GPI anchor biosynthetic process. Lineage: Eukaryota; Metazoa; Arthropoda; Insecta; Ephemeroptera; Baetidae.